AUGUUACUCUUUAUGAUAUGCUGGGAUUUGCUUUUUGGUUGUAAUGGUGAAAAUAUCGAUUUGAAUCUACACGUUGAUCGUGCAAAUUGGCUUGAUCCGAAUGAUCCUCUUGCGUCAUCGUCAUUCUGCACGAAAAACACCCUAGAUCAAUUAGCAAUCUGUCAAGCAAAUCUGAAGAAAUGUUUGAAAGUUGAAGGUCAUGUUGAAAAUUAUUAUGUGCAUGAUUCAACGCUGAAACUUAUUAUACGGAAUUUCUUGUAUCGUAUGGAUGUUGACAUUGAUAAGACAAAUCGCGUUGACCGGACUGUAGAAGUAUAUUUAAAUGCUGAUAGUUUGGCUGUGCUGAAGAAGUAUUUGAACUCUAAAGAUGAAACAGUCACAAUGCGCGAACAAGUUCGGGAAGUUCUGGAAGGAAUGAUUGUUCCGCAGCACUAUGAUGAUAUAUCAUUUGUAAAGCGCGCUCUCGAUAUGAUCGCUACUUUUUUACCUCUGCUGAAUGCUGUAUUAUUGGCGCCAGCUCUGAUAAUUCUCUACCGUAGCCGCUUCUCCAUACGUUCUUUUAUUUGGCUUUUUUUCUUCAUAUCAUUCGUUAUAUCAGUGUUUAAUACUUUUCACAAGAAAUAUCAGGCCAAUAUUGCAGCUAGGAUGUCACGUGCCGAAAAAUCACUCGCUGAGAAAUGUAAAGCAGAUAGUUUUUUAUCCACUGCUAUGAAUAUGAUUUCAGGAUUAUUCGUCUUAAAAGGAGAAAGCGAAUGUGAACAGCAUUACAAGGACCUGUAUGUUAACCCUAUAUAUGAAAUUUCACCACUUGAGGUGAUUUGCGAGGUUUUGUCAAAUUUCAUAUUCACUUCUCUUGGUGUAUUUGGACGUCAUCUUAAUAUCUUUUUCAAUGAAUUUCUCCGUGACUCUCCGUUGCACUUCAUUGUCGUGAAAAUAUUAGCUUUCUUUUUCCUUACAGUGGCAUUUCUAUUUUGGCUCGGUGGUUACCGAAUCCAUACCUUUAUGACUACAAUAGAACCAGCUGGUACUGCUCACAGGAUGACGCGAAUGCUACAGCGGUCUAAUAACCGAUCUGGUGAGGAACGACCGAAAAUAAAGAAUUCAAAAUCAAGGACUGCGUUGUCAACACUGCCAAUUGACUUACAACGGAAUCGUAAUACAGUUUUAAGGCGUCGUUCAUUGAGUGCAUCUCGUUUAAGCGCAGCAACUGACCGGUGA
Messenger RNA from Cercopithifilaria johnstoni, 1218 nucleotides. Lineage: Eukaryota; Metazoa; Nematoda; Chromadorea; Rhabditida; Onchocercidae. The record is from the annotation of a GenBank genome assembly.